GCUCUGAUGCCGUCCCACUCAUUUCCAACUAUGGCUACGAGAGAGUAAGGCGCACGGAACACUGCUUUACGAAUUUUCGUAUUCUUGACAUAUUUGUUUAAUUUUUAUUGUGUGAGACCCCCGGCAGCGACGCAGAUGAAGUAAGGGAACGUUUUUUAAGCAAGAGAGGUUUGUGUUUUGGGGGGGGGGAGGGGACAGCCCCUGGUGAUGAGCUCACUUGCCCUCAGUAUAAGUGCCACAACAGCAGUAAACAUCAAGUAACGAGAAGACUACAAACUACUAAAGCAAGAUCUAAUAAUUUACAAUCUUUCUUUUUAAUUCGACAGUAGAAACGUAUUGUAUUAAUCCACCACCAUCCAUCACUGAGGCUGCAGUAGUGAUGGCACCAAAAAUGGAAGGAAUAAAUGAAAGUGGAGAUGACUCUUCCGGUGGGAAUUCCAGCUCUCGCCGGCCAGUCAAGAAUACUGAGGAAUACCGGAGGCGUCGUGAGCGUAACAACCAGGCGGUAAAAAAGUCACGAAUGAAAACAAAAAUGAAGACCCAGCAAAUGGUAGAUAGAGUCACUCAACUAAGGAAUGAGAAUGAAGAACUUGAGGAAAACAUAAAGAUCCUUACUAAAGAAUUAGGGAUACUUAAGGACCUUUUUGUUGCUCAUGCAGGAAAUGCUCAUGGUGUACAACUGAAUGAUGCCGAGUUAGCCAGGAUGCUUGAAGAGACCCCGGAAGAAAUGGAUGAGGGCGUGUCCCUCUUAAUGAGCCUUUCCAAGGGCCCCCCCCUAUAACUGGGAGUAAACAAACACUACAAGUGAACCAAUGACAAAACAAGCCCACAAGGUUUCUUGUGAGGCUGUGACUGAUAUCUGCUGUAUAAUCUUUCCCUUACCAGCAACCAAAGCACUGGAAUCCUAAGUGCUAAGUAUACAUUAUUAAGUUAUGAGGUUUGUGAGAAUAUUUUAUGUAUUGUUUCCCGUGGAAAUACUUGUAUGAUUAAUUGGUUGUAUAUGGCUGGAGAGUGAAAUACUAUGCACAGUUAUCACAAAGCCAUAUUUGUUGUACCUGAAUAAAUUGUCACAGCACCUUUAUGACAAAUAUUACAUUGUCAGUGUUACAAUAUUGUGGCUUCAGUGAAUUACAAACAUAAUUAAUGACAUACUUUAGGACUUAUUUCACUUGUGAUGCCAUGUCUUUAUAAUGGCAUAUCUACUUUCAUAUGGUUAUCAAUACCUAUUGUAAUUCUUAAAGAAUAUAGACUUUGAGUAAUAUAAGUAAUAAGAUCCACAUGUAACUUAAUAUCUGUAAAAAUGGUUUUGACUUAUGAUGCUACAGCCAUUAUUCACACAAUGUCUAUUUAAUUUCAUAAAAUUUUUAUUCUCCAGAAUGGCAGGUGCAUAUUCUUCAGUUAAUUAAAUGGAGAGAAAAAAAAAAGCUUUUGCAUUGUUUGCAGAUGACCAUUGGGCUGGUCAUUCAAAAUGUUGUAUGCCAUUGUGUUUAGUAAAGGUUUCUAUAUACUAUGCUAUUUUCAUAAUUGUUUUUGCAGGCAUCAAAUUUAAUCAGGGGACCCUCAGGGGACCCAGCAACUUUAAACAACAGUGGACCUCUUAGUUCUUCAACUGAACAGGCAAUGCUUUGCCUUAGUGCUAUACUUAUUUCAAGCCGUGAAAAAUAAACAUAGUAUGAUAAUUGUUUUAAGAAUGAAAUAUAUUUUGCCUACUGAAAAUCUAAAACAAUAUUUCUUGCAAAUAAACUUCAGCUGCAUUAAUAAUAUGAAAUUAACUCUGCAUGCAUCUUACUAGAUAGGACUAAAAUCUUGCAUUCAUACUGCUGAAGGUCAAGAUUAAAUAUGCAUAGGGCAACAUUUAAAUUCGAUAUUGUUAUUAAUGGUAUAUUAAUACUGUAAGGUAAGUAUUGUCUGUAUUGAUGAAAAAAGUAUUGAGAAUAUUAAAUCCUAAGUACAAACUAGCAACAAUAUAAUUAGAAAUAGCAAAUGCUUGUUGCUCUUUGUGUAUUGCAUCCAUCAAAUUUCUAGUGCACUUGCACCAGUACCAAUGAUUAUCUGAUACUACAAAAUUACAUGGAGUAAAAUAUGUUGUAUUAUGUGAUAACUAGUAAAUGCAUGGAGUGUUGUUACCUAGCACUAGUAUUGUUGUGUACAUUUAGACGAUAGGUGUGUGUGUACAGUGUGCGAUACUUUAAAAAUAUUAAAUUUGAGUAUGGGUCUGGGUUAAGAUUUUAUAUUAAUUUGUUUCACUUUUAUAAUCUAAAUAAAAUAUUAAUUUUAUAGUCCAAUAUGCUCACAGAACUGGGAAUUAUUUAACAUCAGUCACAUAAUUUUGUAUACAUUUUAUAGAAUUAGAAAGUUGCAAAGUUCUCCCUCUUAAGUGUCAUUAUUGGGGAGCAUGAUUUUAGGACUUAGACUGGUGUCUUUUGAAUAUUGUCUACAGUACAAAGUAAAACACCUUUCACAA
Molecule: messenger RNA, 2464 nt
Organism: Procambarus clarkii (red swamp crayfish)
Lineage: Eukaryota; Metazoa; Arthropoda; Malacostraca; Decapoda; Cambaridae
Gene: Irbp18
Product: Inverted repeat binding protein 18 kDa
Biological process (GO): regulation of transcription by RNA polymerase II; DNA-templated transcription
Molecular function (GO): RNA polymerase II cis-regulatory region sequence-specific DNA binding; DNA-binding transcription factor activity, RNA polymerase II-specific
Source: RefSeq, a predicted model, not a curated record